UUUUUCCAGAUUCAGAUAACUCAUUAUCUAAUGGAAAAGAAAGCAUCUGAUUCAUGGCCUAAAUAUAUGGUUAUGGAAAAUUUAACAGCUGAAGAUGAUAAAAACAUUAGACCUGAAAAACGUCAUUUUCAGAGCGAAUGUGACAGUGAAACCUCUUUACCUAAAAUUAUUGCCACACCAAGAAGGACAGGAGGAAGAGCUCCUGUGACAAACUGUAGCGCCAGAACAUCGGCUAACAAGACCAGCAGUUGUACAUCACGGUCAUUGAGAAGAACCCCAGUAGUCAGAAGUACCAAGAUAAGUUCCUCCAGUAGAAUCCCAGUAGGGAAGGUCAGUUCCACCAAAAGAAGAUCAAACAGUUCCCCGUUAGUGAAAAGUGACAGCAAAAUCAAAACCUCGAAAAGAAAUCCAGUAGAAGAGAAAAGUGCUAGAGAAACCAGUGUGUCCUACAGGACUCCCAUGCUAGAGAAGAAAGCAGUCAAGAUGAGGCUGUUUCUAGAAACUCCAGUAAAAGAAAACUGCAACAUGAACAGAUCUAGUGAAUCUCCAGUACAAAAGCAGUCCAAUAUAAGGGAGUUUAAAUCAUCUGACAAGACUUCAGACUCAAACACAAGCGAGGCAGUGAUACCUAACAUAUGCCAAGUACCAAAAAUGUGUGUCAGCAAGUCAUUAACUCCCAAGUCACAUAAAGUUAUAGAGGAAAUUCAGUCUUUGAAGAAAAAGUCAUUGGAGAAGUUACUGAUGGAGAAUAAAUGUCAUGAAACUGAGAUAUCCGACUUGUUACAAAAUAAAAAAUGUCUUACAGAGAAAGAGAAAUGCAGUUCCUUGGUUGCAAUGGAAGAAUCUAAUUUUACUGACAAAGGAAAAGAAUCUUGUGAAAUUGAGAAAGAUUUGAAAUUAAAACAAAAAGAGGAGUUUAUGAAAGGAGGUGCAUGUGACAGAAAGAUAAAAAUAAGUCAAGAAGUGGACCUUGAGAAGCCACAACUUGAAGGCCUAAAUAAAGAUGUAGAAAAAGAUGUUCAUACUUUAGGCAAAGCAUCCACCUCCUUAACAAAGGAAUGUACAACUGCAACACCUGAUGAAACUGAAUCAGGUUCUGCUGAGGCUUCAGAUGCACUGAUCAUUAGUAAAGACAUUCAGGCAGAGGUAGAGAAAGUAAAGCAAAGAAGAUCCACUAUUGGUCGUGGAAGAAAGUCUGGCCAAAGUAUGGGAGGAAGACAGUCUCUGUGUGCUGCUUUUCCUGUAAUGAGUUUGAGAGAUCAGAUACGCAGAAUUGACAAAGACCUUCCAUGGGCCUCAAAAGUGAGCUGUCUUAUUGACAUAAGCAUCAGAGAAGCACUGCGAAGACUUGAAGAUCGUUUGCCUGAAAAUGAAUGUGUAUCAGAUUUGAAGAUGGAUUUACUGAGAAAAUCUGAGAGCAUAGCUAAAGAACUCUCAUAUAAAAUUGCUGGCUAUCCCUUGGUUGCAGAGGCUUCUUUGCUUAAGUCUUCAUAUGAAGGGGAUGUGAAGGGAAGUGUCAGCAAAAUUGAUGCUUAUAAAAACAGAACAAAGGAACUAGAACAAGAAUACAAGACCUGGAAAAGCUUAAUGAAGGAGAGGAAGAUAGCUUGUCAGACUGCUGAGAGAGAAUUCCGUGAAGCUCAAUCAGGCGAGACGAAAAUUGAUGAUGAGCAAAUCAGCCAGCUGAGCAUUGCACAGCGUUGUAUUCUUGCCAGUAGACCAAAUUAUCAAGAGUACUUACAGAAGCUAGAUGGACAGACAGGGGUUGACAGACGACAAAUAGAACAAAUGUUUGUGUACCAGCAAAAACAAAGGAGCGAUGGUCAUUGUAAUAUUACCUCUGUUAAUCGCUCAUCAAAGUAG
Molecule: messenger RNA, 1863 nt
Organism: Cherax quadricarinatus
Lineage: Eukaryota; Metazoa; Arthropoda; Malacostraca; Decapoda; Parastacidae
Source: RefSeq, a predicted model, not a curated record